AUGGCACAAACCGAUUCUUUUAAGCGUUCCCACUUCCCAGAAGGAUUUGGAACUACAAGUGGCUCGGGUGUUACCUCAACUGUGAAGACACACAUGCGAAACCAUGCAAUGAAAAAUGCAAAGGCUGAAUUACGAAUCAAGCUCAUGAUUGGUGUGCUACCAAGGGUUAAUGUUGCACCCACAAUCCCAGUUCCUGAGAUUAACACAAUACACCUCAAGGUACAUAACUACUGUGUUGAGAAAUCAAAAGCUUCAACCGAACUAGAGAUAGGGAAGGUUCUCAAACCUGAAAUCAAGAUCCGAAUCAUAUUGCUUCGAAUGCAAACUUUAAAUUCAUACAAACUUUCACACCCAGCCAAGCAGUCACAAUGGUUCCACAUUGAUCGCAUCUUGAAGGAGAUCAGAGAUGAGAAUAAAGCGCAAAAGAAUGUCAAAUAUGAGACUGCGUAUCAGCAUAUUGAUGCCCAUACAACUCGCAGUUUCUUUAAAGAGUUACUCCGUCGUGAUGCAACCCUCUUUACUGGAAAAACAAAGUAUGCCGACUAUCCCACCAAUGAGAAUUUUGCCCCUCCCACCCGCGCUGAAGUCAUUCAAAUCCUCGGUGAAUAA
Molecule: messenger RNA, 609 nt
Organism: Melampsora larici-populina 98AG31
Lineage: Eukaryota; Fungi; Basidiomycota; Pucciniomycetes; Pucciniales; Melampsoraceae
Exons: 5
Coding region: 1-609 (202 amino acids)
Source: RefSeq, a predicted model, not a curated record